Branchiostoma belcheri (Belcher's lancelet) is the source of this 1596-nucleotide messenger RNA. RefSeq names its product core histone macro-H2A.1-like. The coding region runs from base 354 to 1562 and encodes 402 amino acids. Gene Ontology annotation, molecular function: DNA binding; structural constituent of chromatin; protein heterodimerization activity. The record is from RefSeq and is a predicted model, not a curated record. Gene Ontology annotation, cellular component: nucleosome. NCBI's taxonomy places the organism in Eukaryota, Metazoa, Chordata, Leptocardii, Amphioxiformes, Branchiostomatidae. The transcript has 8 exons.
UUACGUCAUCCGGUAGCUUCUGUAUUAGCGCUCCCUGUGAUAUAAAGCUUAAUCCUAUUUUGUGGACCACCAAUAUCUUAUGUGGUCGCUACUCUUCGCAAUACCAGUGAUAAAAAAUUAAUUCAAUACUCUAAAUAGUCUAAAAAGCUGUUCACAGAGGAGAAUUUAUUUAUUGCACUGUUUGAUUUGACGGUAUCGGGGGAGGGACGCCACAAGACAGCACAGCCGCCAGCAGGGCUCACCUUUGAUACAGACCUUGUUUUUAGAUCGAAGUUCUUCCGAUCAUCUGCCAUUUUCUCGUCUGUAGCUCGACAUAUUUCGGUUCUUUUCCCCUGUGCACGUUCCUCGGCGACAUGUCUGCCCGUGGUGGGAAGAAGCGAGUCAAGGCAGUCUCCCGGUCGGCGCGGGCAGGGGUUAUUUUUCCCGUCGGUCGGAUCUACCGGUACCUUCGGCGGGACACUCACCACCUGAGGAUCGGUAUGGGAGCCCCGGUCUACCUGGCCGCAGUCAUCGAAUACCUGAGCGCUGAGAUUCUGGAGCUGGCUGGAAAUGCUGCACGAGACAACAAGAAGGGGCGCAUCACCCCCCGCCACAUCUUACUGGCUGUGGCCAACGACGAAGAGCUACACCAGCUAUUGAAGCACGUGACCAUAGCCUCUGGCGGAGUGCUUCCGAAGAUUCACCCCGAGCUUCUUACCAAGAAGCGCGGACAGAAGCGCAUCUUCGACGCGCUGCAACCCCCCAUCCCUCCACCUCCUGUCAAGAAGGCCAAGACAACGACACCUGCCAAGAAGUCGCCGGGCAAGAAGAAGGCAGGUGCUGCAGCGCCCCCUGCUGGCGGCAAAGGGAAAGGCAAGGGAAAAGGCAAGGGGAAGGGGAAGAGCACCAGCACAGAGACCACGAUAAGCACGGCUGACAGCACGGAAGACGCUGCGUCCGGCGGUGAGGAGACGACCGCAGCGUCCGCAGACAGCACCAGUCCUGCCGUGGCCACCGGCAUCACCAUCCUGUCUGAGAAAAAACUCUUCCUGGGGCAGAAGCUGACAGUGAUCCAAGGUAACAUUGUGAACCUGCCGGCCGAUGCUGUUAUACACCCCACCAACGACUCCUUCUACCUGGGUGGGGAAGUCGGUUCUGCUCUACAGAAGGCAGGAGGGAAGGAGUUUGAGGGAGAAGUGAAGAAACUGCUGGAAGCCAAUGGUUCGCUGGACACUACUGGAGCUGCCAUCUGUCCUGGGCACAACUUCCCUGCCAAGUACGUGAUCCACUGUAACGGUCCGUCCUGGAACACAGACAAGUGUCAGGACAACAUGGAGAAGACAGUCAAGAACUGUCUGGCACUGGCAGACGAGAAGGACCUAACUUCUGUAGCAUUCCCCUCCAUUGGAAGUGGUCGUGCUGGCUGGCCGAAGCAGACCGCAGCCCAGCUGAUCCUGAAGGCCAUCAGUAACUACUUCUCCUCACAGAUGACGUCGUCCAUCAAACAGGUCUACUUCGUCCUAUUCGACAUGGAGAGCAUCGGAGUCUACACCAGCGAACUAGCUAAACUGGACAUCAACUAGGUUGUACUUUAUUUAAAGUUAAAACUUUUGAUUC